Molecule: messenger RNA, 951 nt
Organism: Suillus paluster
Lineage: Eukaryota; Fungi; Basidiomycota; Agaricomycetes; Boletales; Suillaceae
Exons: 4
Coding region: 1-951 (316 amino acids)
Source: RefSeq, a predicted model, not a curated record
AUGCAUAAAAUCAUUAAAAAUCUGAUAGCAAAUAAAAGCGGUCAAGUAUUGGGACAUGCAGUAGAUCAGAUCAAGAAGGAGCAGGAGAAGCGGGGAGAGCAGAGUCAAGAGCAAGCGAGAGGUGGCAGAAGCCCAGAGGUGCCAGGGGUCACGACAGCAGACAUACUGCUGGCCGGUCCAUCUGGUGAUGAGAGUGGGGCAGCGACCCAGAACCCAAACAUAGGCACAACAAGCUCAGGACAAAUCAACGUGAACAACUGCACAAGACUUCGGGGACUCACUCAUACGGGAGAAACUUGGAGCAGAAACUCAAUUCCAUCUCCUACUCAGCUCACCUUCUUCCCAAUAUUUUCAGAGAACCAGCCACCGGUUACCCCUCAUCAUCACAUCGUCUCACUCCUGCCUUACUUAGAACGGCAAAGGUCGCCAUCAGACUCAGAAGGAACCAGAAGCCCCACAUACACAUUCUACCCAGACCAACCUUCUCCAAGUCGAAACAAGGGACCAAUCAAACAACUCACCUUUGCGCUGCGAGCAGCCCACUUCAUGCCCAAACGAGACGAAAGCACACCAUCUUCUCCUACCACAGCAUCAUCACUUACCACCACCAGACCAACCCCUACACCAUACACCACCAACGUAGCACUACCAGUCAUGUCUAGCCGUGAACAACCAUGGGCAGUCACACUCUUCCGAGGAGAUUAUGGAGACAGAGAAGAACCAACGGAAUGGUUCGUGCAGUUUGAAUUGUCACUGCCAGAAUCCUGGACAGAUACGCAGAAAAUAGACCACUUUAUAAUGCAGCUAGUGCCGGGACAGAUGGCAGAAGAGUGGUAUCAGAGCCUCAAAUCCUUGCAAACCAACACAUUCACAAUUCUCAAGAGCACAUUUAGGAAACGCUGGCCGCCCCCGAAGCAACCCAAAUAUUCUCACGCACAGCAGAAAGAAUGA